Molecule: messenger RNA, 2874 nt
Organism: Verticillium dahliae VdLs.17
Lineage: Eukaryota; Fungi; Ascomycota; Sordariomycetes; Glomerellales; Plectosphaerellaceae
Exons: 2
Coding region: 1-2874 (957 amino acids)
Biological process (GO): mitotic spindle orientation checkpoint signaling; establishment of spindle localization; nuclear migration along microtubule
Cellular component (GO): mating projection tip; spindle pole body; cell cortex
Source: RefSeq, a predicted model, not a curated record
AUGGAUGAUGUCGUGGCUCCCAAAGGCACUCCGGGCCCUGAUGGUGCAGGUGUCGGUGUCCUUGGUGGCCUGAUGCCAGGCUUCCACAGCAGCGGCAGCUUCCAAGGCAGCAGUCCACUGACCGCCCCGACGACCUCCCCUGCGCCGCCCGCCCCUGCCCCUGCAUCUGGGCCUGCUACCACAGCCAGACUGCCCCGAAGUGCCCCAUCCCCAGGCCCCGACGAACUGGCCGCUGGCCUUGCAUUCAGUGACGUCUCUGAUGAACUUUUCCAGCUGCGGCCCCAGUUCGAUAACAACAACAACAACAAUUCGAGCCCAACCAUCACCGCUUCCAAUCCAAGCCAUACCACCAGCCCGUCACUCUCCAGGGCGACUCUUGCUUCCAAUCCCGCAACACCCAAUACCGGCACUGCGAGCACAUCACCCUCGACCCAACCUGCUGCUACCUCACAGUCCAACACACCGACCUCCACUGCCCAGCCGCGCAGACCAUCCCCCGGAUUAGCUGCCCGACUCAAGGCGCUCGGAUUCGGCACCUCGAACAAGAAACCCCCCGACCCUUCCCCGACAGCGCCUCAGCACGACCGCAUCGGUCGGCUUCCUGAAGACCAGAUCCGACAACUGGAGAAAAUACACCGGGCGAACUCCGUCAACUCGAUCAUUGAACGGCGCGGUCGCCCCUGGAAGGGUGCCACCGCUCCCCUUCACAGAUCCAAGUCGAUCGCCGACGACAGCUCGGAUAGGCCACAGGCCACACAGACGACCGAGUCAACCCCCGUGCAUGCGUCUUUGCAACUCGCUGUCGCUGUGCCCGAGACGACGUUGUCGAAUGCUUUCUUGCCGGAGAUUGCUGCCUCAGAACCUCUGAAUAUGGACACCCAGAAGUAUCGCUUGCCGGACCACACAAAUGGCAACGGCACCAAGGUGCAACUUGAGACAAGGCAGGAGCACCUUGAGCGAACGGCCAGGCCGCCCUCGCCCGACGAGGAUGUGACUAUUCCCCCUCCACCACCACCCAAGGACACUCCGCCCACGUUGUCAGCCGAGUUUACCCCUGACAUCUCCUCCUACUUUACGGCCAAUCACCAACGCCCAGGCUCAAUCUACACACUCUCCCGCGCCUCCUUUGCGAACCAGCUCGCCCAGCUGACGUCGCUACAACUGCCCGAUGCCGGCUCCCUCGCCAGCAAGGUUUCCGCCAUUCCCACUGCAGACCAGGCCUCCAAAGCUCUGAUAAACGCCGCGGAGCAGAUUCGAAGCUGGAUACAAAAAGCGUCCGAAGUCAUUGCUGGCCUGGACAGCGAAGAUGAUGUGGAAUGGGCAGCAGCUGGUGGGCGCGAAGGCCUGGCAGAGGUGGAAAGCGCUGCCGCUCGCUUCGAAGACCUGAUCAACGUUUAUGUCGGAGCGAUUGAGAAAUUACAGUGUCGAGAGGACAUUGCCAUUGUGCCGCCAGGGGACCUCAAGCGGGCUGUCGCUCAGAUGGAGGCCAUCAUCAACGAGUGGGCUAUCAUCGGAUCCACCCUGAACACGGUGAAACAGCAAGUCGAGAUCGCCAUGGAGUGGGAAGAACUGUGGAACAACGUCCUUGGCGACAUUCAGGGCGAGAUGGACGAGCUAUGCCGUCUGGUCUUCGAGAUGGAAGAACGACGCCACAAGUCUCUCAUGGCCGCUACUACCAACGACACAGUCGACAUUGGAGACUUGGAGACUAUCGUCGAAGAGACUCCCCCACAACAAACCAAGCUGCAGGUGCAGAACCGCUUCAGCCUCAGCACCUUCCCAAUGAGCCCCAGCUCUCCCGGCACGCCGACACUGUCACAGGAUGACUCCAGUCUUCUCGCGCUGUUCGCCCGCAUGCAGCCCUUGAAGGCGUCCCUAGAAUUUCUCCCCAUGCGGCUUUCCGUCUUCGAAGCCAGGGCCGAGAAGUCUUUCCCUACAGCCUGUGAGGAGUUGGACAUGCGGAGGAAUGGCCUGGAUGGCACCUACAAGAAGUUAGAGAAGGACGCCGAAUCCCUGCGCAAAGAGCUAGGCGAAGAUCGUUGGGUCCUUGUGUUCCGAGGUGCAGGACGACAAGCGCAGAAGAUGAUUGAGUCUGUGGAACGUUCACUCCUGAAGCUGAAAGAUUCGGUUGACGCGGGCCACCAUCUCACGAGCGCCCCCGCGCUCAGCAAGAAGAUCGAGAGCUAUGAUGCCAAGCGAACUCACUACGGCCCAGCUAUCGAGAGGGUUCUCUCCAUCAUUGACAAGGGCGUUAAGGAUCGCCUGACAGUCAAUGGCGAGAUCCUAAGGCUGCUUGCUGAGAUGGAAGCGAAGUGGGGAUCCUUGAAGGGGCAGAUGACGGAUAUGGAUGCGACUUUGGACGAGAUUCACGUUGACCAGCGCGCGCCGCAACUGCGGGACUCAGUCUCGAGUAUGCUUUCGAAUGACCGUUCGACGAUCGACAGCGGACGCGAAACACCAGGCAGCUCCCCGCCAUCCUCUGUCAUCAUGUCGAGCUUGGGCUUGGAUCCUAUUACGCCGACUGGGAAGCCCCGCAAUGUUCGCCCUACAGGCAGCAACGGCAAGGCCUCGCACCCAAGCAACCGUCGGUAUUCGUCCAUGCCCACACCGGCCUCCCAAGUGUCGCGAAAGCCCCUGACGUCUCGUAUGUCUACAUUGGGCACAUCCAACCUGCCGACUCCGGGCGGCAAGAUUCCUCGUCCUGGCUCGACCCUUGCCAACCGACCAAAAUGGAACCUGUCAAGCAACACAUCGGAUGUCGGGACCGGCCAUAAUUUCAAGCCCCUGUCGUUGACGACACCUAGCCCGCCGCAGUCCUCUCAAUCGAUCCUCCUCUGCUUCGCCCAUGUUGGAGGAAACACCGACCAAACCUAG